CGGCUUUUUCCGGCGUUCCGCCACCAGUCUUCUCAUCUGCGACUGCGGCGCUCCCCUUCCCUACCGGAAUCCCCGGUUUUGCUGCCCCCCAGCCCGCGGAGUGGUCGGAUCCUUCUUCCGUAUGCGUGCGUGGUGUGCGUGGAGUUUGGUUGUCGGGUUCAGGAAUUCUAGGAAUGGCAGCAAACUAAUCUUCUAACCUCAGGCAGUCCAUGUUUUUGAGGAGCAAGGAGGAGGAGGAGACCAAGAACACGGAGUGAAAGGGAGAGGGUUCUGUUCUUGCUUCUUAGGCCAUAUGGAGAUCCAGCAGCAGAAGGGGGUUGGCAAUUCCAAAGUUGUGAAGGUUGAGAAGGAGGAGUCAUGGGAUCUGUUCGUCAAUCAAGCAAGCAACGAAGGCCACCCUGUUGUUGCCCACUUUGGGGCUUCAUGGUGUGUGACUUCGCUGUCCAUGAACUACAAGUUUGAGGAGCUAGCUCAGACACACCCUGAGAUACUGUUCCUCUAUGUGGAUGUUGAUGAUGUCCAGAGUGUUUCGUCCAAGCUUGGAGUGAAGGCCAUGCCGACAUUUUUUCUCAUCAAGGACAAGGAGGUGGUGAACAAGAUUGUUGGUGCCAACCCAGAUGAGGUCAAGAAGAUGGUGGACGCUUCUGCUGAGUCCUUUGGAGUUACUGCUCCUCCUGAUAUAGUGGUGGAAUAGAUAUAUAGAUGUUGCCUUUAUCUUCAGAAACUUCUCUGUGACCGUGGGUGCUUCUUGGUCAGGUCCGGAAAAAUGCGUCCAUGUGUACAUUCUAGCUUUGCUCCUGUGACUCUGAAUGGUGUCCCUUUGAACUGAUAGGCUUGUGCCUUGCGGUAGUUUGUUCUGCAGGCUGCAGCUGUGGCUUUACCAUGCUCUAUGAAAUUUACUUACAUGUGUUUCCAGUUGAAAAAUAUGUGGUUCAGACUUCAGAGUUUAGACUAAAAAGAUUUGUUGACAGUA
This is a messenger RNA of Oryza sativa Japonica Group (Japanese rice), 973 nucleotides long. The record is from RefSeq and is a predicted model, not a curated record. Lineage: Eukaryota; Viridiplantae; Streptophyta; Magnoliopsida; Poales; Poaceae.